AUGGUGGGAGAGAAGGUAUUGCUUAGAGUUUUACCCAUGAAGGAUGUUUUGAGGUUCGUGAAAAAGGGAAAAUUUAGCCCUCGGUAUAUUGGUCCUUUUGAGGUACUUGAGAGGAUUGGACAGGUGUCCUACAAGCUUGCAUUACCACCUAGUCUAUCAGGUGUUCACCCAGUGUUUUAUAUUUCUAUGUCCCAGAAGUAUUAUGGUGAUCUGUCUCAUGUUUUGGACUUUAGCACGAGCCUCGACACUUCUAAGACCGGUGAAUAUGUCCCCUCUGGGGAAGCUUCUAAAGGAAACUCCAUGCAAGCACAGCCAGAAGUCCAAUCCCACCAAAUCCCCAAACAAUUCCCGAGGAGAUUUCAUUUGGUUGAUGAGUCCUCCUCCUCUGUGGGUUCAUCUAAGGGUAGUGAAGAUUUUGAACCCUCUUCCUCACAUGCUCCCACAACUCUAAUAAACAUAGAAUAUGAUGAUAAGGUCCCGGAUGAUGGGAGAUGGGGUGACAUAAUUGUGGGAGGUAUGGCUAGAUUAUGGAAGCCGAAGGAGUGGGUUGAUAGGUUUCUCAGUGAGAAGGCGUUUGAUGAACAAGUACUACACAGAUACGUAAGGUUUGAGGAGGUUGAAGCUAGGCAAUACUUGGAGAAGCUAGCCUUGGGUGAGGCAGUUCGCCCAUGGCUAGCUGAGAUACUUGCUAUUCUGGGGACAACACCUGUAUGGCUCACACCAGGAGUGCCAAUUGUCAGAGCCACCCUUAACUUUGAAGCAAAAGGGUGGCAAACACUCACUAUACUGAGGGUUUCCCAGACACUAUCCACUCUCAACAACUGGAUGCAGAUAGCUACCAUAAAGCUGACUGUCAUAUCCAGUGCAGUGGUAGCAAAGCCUCCAUCCCCAGCAGCAUUUUAG
Messenger RNA from Nicotiana tabacum (common tobacco), 903 nucleotides. The record is from RefSeq and is a predicted model, not a curated record. Lineage: Eukaryota; Viridiplantae; Streptophyta; Magnoliopsida; Solanales; Solanaceae.